Molecule: messenger RNA, 1833 nt
Organism: Zingiber officinale
Lineage: Eukaryota; Viridiplantae; Streptophyta; Magnoliopsida; Zingiberales; Zingiberaceae
Product: zinc finger CCCH domain-containing protein 17-like
Exons: 5
Coding region: 229-1035 (268 amino acids)
Molecular function (GO): metal ion binding; protein binding
Source: RefSeq, a predicted model, not a curated record
ACCUACCGUAUGCAAAAUUUAAUUUUCUCAUCUUGAUUGCCUUCUCAUGGAUCUCUAGGGUUUUUCAGCGAAUCUCACUGCCCGGCCGCCUUGUUCAUCGUCUUCCAAGGGGCGCCAUCUGUGGCUUGAGGCGUUCCUCGCCGACUUUGAUCGCUCUUUGGGAUCAUCCUGUUUGUGGCAUCUUCCUGGAUCUCCGAUUGCAUCUGAGUUAUUUGUUUGGGUCGUUUGAUGGACUUCGAGCAACCAGAUCGGUACGGAAACAGGAGGGGCUACCAGCGGGCGGGGCCAUCUCAGGUUCCAGACAAAAGCAACAAGGUAUGCUUCCACUGGCAGGCGGGGCGAUGCAGCCGUCACCCGUGUCCCUUUCUCCAUAGCGACCCGCCGCAGACUGUGCUCGCCGAUGGCGCUGCCAAGCGGGGGGACUUGCAAGGCCACGUGUCUAGAAAUAUUGCCUCUGCGGGUGCGCCGCCCUCCAAGUGGGGUAAGGGUCGAGCGGGUGGCAAGGCUCCCGACAAAAUCUGCAAUUACUUCCUCGCUGGAAAUUGUAGUUUCGGAGAUAAGUGUAGGUUCCUGCAUUCGUGGUUCAUGAGCGAUAGCUUCUCUCUCUUGACCCAUCUCCAGGGGCAUCAAAAGGUAGUGACUGGUAUCGCUCUGCCUUCAGGGUCUGAUAAACUCUACUCUUGUAGCAAGGAUGAGUAUGUUCGUGUUUGGGAUACUCAAACUGGGAAGUGCGUUGGAGCCAUCAAUAUGGGAGGUGAGGUUGGAUGUAUGACCAGUGAAGGUCCUUGGUUAUUUAUUGGAGUUGUGAAUGCUGUCAAGGCAUGGAACACACAAACAACAACAGAACAAGGCCUGGAUGGCCCUGUCGGACAAGUUUACGCUUUGACCGUUGGUAAUGGUAUGCUAUUUGCUGGAACACAGGAUGCACGAAUAUUGGUGUGGAAAUUUAGUGCUACUGGGAAUGUCUUUGAAACUUAUAAACCCUUGCACACAGGGAUACUUAUAUUAUGCUUUCUGUUAUCCGUGACAGUAUAGUUUAAUUAAAAAUUGUACUCAUUGGAAUCUUUCAAAAGAUUUUGUGAGUAGAGUUACGUAAUUUUUCUCCAAGAAGCAAUCACUUCCCCUCCUGUAGUUACCUAGCAGUCAUUUUAAACAAUCGUAUGAUUUUAGUCUAACUUUAAACUUAAUUGAAAUUGAAAUGCAUUAUCUGGGAUUUUAUUCUCACAUGAGAUAAUUGCAUAAAUUUGUGUAGUCUAAUUCAAUUGUGUUAGGCAUCUAACAUUGUUUCCAUAGUCAAGCUAACUAAUACACCAAUAUCCAGUUUUCUAUGUACUAUUCAUAUCGUGGCCAGUUAAACCAUUAUUUAAAUCUAUGUUUUAGAUUGUUUUUCAUACUAUCAUGUUGUAUCACUCUUUGCUUAUUCCUUUGCUGUAGUAUCAACUUGAAAUAUGAAAAUAAUCUUUAAGCUCAAUCACAAUUCAAGAUUUAUUAGCAUUUUGAAGAAGAUGGUGUUUCAACAUUGCUCUAAAAGGUGAUAUUAGUAAUUCUUAAUUUAAUAUUCUCCUCUAUUGUAAUAUUAUUUUAAUGGUGAUUGUCUGAGGUUAUUGAAAUUUAUUAUGUCAAUACAAGUAGAAUCUUUUUGAGUUUCUGAGGUUAUCUGUUUAAAUAAAAAUCUUCUCUUCCUAUUAGCUAAUUUUGUUGCUUGCUAGUGAUUAUGCUUAUCUACUAUUUGCUUUACUCUCACAUGUGAGAGUCAGUUCUUUUCUUAUAUGUUUGUUUAUAUCAGAUAUUUAAGUUUAUUUUAUUUAUAACAAGUACUCUCUUUUUUCUUGU